UGCCAGCUUUGUUUGUAUGCCAGUCCUGACAAAAGCUCCAUCCAGCCGUGCAGCAGAGGGCUGCUUGUUCCCAGAGACCCUCAGAGCUCCAGGACAUCCAGUCCCUCUGCUGCCUGCAGCCCAGACACAGCAGCCCUGACAGGGAUACGGACCCUCAGCGUGCUGCCCGCCCCUGUCCUCCGCCUCCUGGAGCUCUGUUUGGAUUACCAAUGGAUGGGAAACACAUAGAGGAGUGUUUAAAGUAAGAAAGUUGAAGUGUUUGGGGAGGAGGAAACUUAGGAUUUGGCCAGAAUCUCAGUUGGACGUCUGACCAGCAGCUGAUGUUUCACACAGUUUGGAAAAUUCAAAUUUAACCAUCAGCGUUUUUCUCUUGGAUUGGGAUCUUUUUAUUUGACCAACGUCGGGGGAAGAAUAUUGGCAACUUCCAAACAUCAGACUCGUCUCUGUGUCUCUGAGUAUGAAAACUUUCUCGGAAUACUGCUGGAGUUGAUCAUUGAGUUCUUGGUCAAGGACUUUACAGAACCAGGCUGAAUCAAGCAGUUUGGGUUUGUGUUGGAACUAAAUCAUUUAAACCUUUAGGUCAUGUCUCCAUCACUGUUCUUUCUGCUGUGUCUGCACCUCCUGCCGCAGUUCAUUCAUGCAAAGAGUGGUGAGCAACGGGACAAACAGCAGAGCAACACCCAUAAAUCUCCCCAUAGUGUCCAACUGGAGGCUCUUCAGAGUGGUAAGCAGUUAAAUACUGCAGAUGAUGUCUACAGCCCUAAGGAGAGCCCCCCUCUACCUGACAUGAUGGACCUGGACCUGGACCGCCGUGUUCGCCUGGCCCGUGGUGCAGACGAAGACGAGCAGCAGUCCACCUUCAGUUAUUCCUUUGAGAGCGAGUGGGUGACGAUGCCUCAAGUCACAGAGUUCAGUAACACAACUAAGGUAGAAACAAACGACAAAGACAAAGACAAGAUCGACCUUUCUGCCAAUACCUCCAGCCCAGACCAUGAUGGCACACGUCUUUUUAACCCAUUCUAUCCGCUGGUGGAGAGCUCCUACGUGGCGUAUGCGGUGCUGUUCCUGGCCGGUCUGGUGCUGGCGGUGGGUGUGGUGGCCAACAUGGCUGUCAUGUGUGUUGUUUGGAACAACUACUACAUGAGAUCUGCCUGGAACUACCUGCUGGCCAGCGUGGCAUUCUGGGACUUCCUGGUCCUGGUGGUCUGCCUGCCGGUGGUAGUGCUCAAUCACCUGUCCAAUAGGAGGGUCCUAGGGGACAUCACCUGCCGCAUGGUGCCGUACAUGGAGGUUGUGUCUCUUGGUAUAACCUCCUUCACGCUGUGCGCCUUGGGUAUUGACCGUUUCCACGCGGCCACCUCCUCGCCUGAGCCGAAGGCGCGGCGGGUGGAGCACUGCCGCUCGGUGCUGCUGAAGAUGCUGCUGGUUUGGCUGGCGGCUCUGCUGCUGUCCAGCCCAGAGAUCUUCCUGUGGCAGCUCAGCCAGACGGUGUCGCCCUCCUCUGGCAGGAUGGUGGACUCCUGCACCAUCACGCCCUCCUCCCCGCUGUCCCUCUACCUGCCCGACUCCCUCCACUCCCUGCUGCUCAGGUAUCACCAGGGUCGCAUGUGGUGGUGUUUCGGCUGCUACUUCUGCCUCCCCGUCCUCUUCACCGUCCUCUGCCAGAUGGCCACCCGCAACGUCAACAGCGACUCCAGCUCUGCCCAGAAGAAGCGGAGUCACGACGAGCGCUCCGACAGCCAGAAGCGUCAGCAGCACCAGGCGGUGGAGCGGCAGCUCAACUGCACCCUGCUGGCGUUGGCGGUGGUGUACGGCGUCUGCGCUCUGCCAGAACACGUCUGCAACAUCACGCUAGCCUACACGCACCUCACCAUGUCUGAAGUCACGGCAGCCGUUCUGGCGCUGUUGCAUCACUUCCUGUUGUUCCUGAAGUGCGCGGUGACGCCGGUGCUGCUCCUGUGUCUGUGUAAGGCUCUUGGUCAGGCCUUCAUGGACUGCUGCUGCUGCUGCUGUCAGGAGUGCCAGCCAACCACGGCCCAGGGUUCGCCGGGCUCCGCCCAGGCCAAACUGAAGGCAGCCAAUGAGACUUCCAUCUUCUUUGACAAGGCUAAAGACACGACGGCCAUCUUGUCCAUCUCCAGCUAGAGCCACCUGUUCCUCUUCAUUUAUUACUCCAUGAAUCAAUCUCCUCCCGCUUGUCCCGUCCUCCCAUAGCGUUAACUCCAGGGUUUCCUUUCUUUCCUCGCUGUUAACCCAUCUCUCUACGUGAUCUCUCCCUCCUUUUCCUCUUUCUUUUCCUUGUUUUCUGUGCACACUUGUUGUUUGAGGACACUGCAGCUUCCUGUCUGUGCAGGAACUGAGGUUCAAUCAGUCAGAAAAGUUCCUGUUGACCCCUGUGUGGACAGCAGGAACCCGCUUCCAGGACUCUGAGGAGACUCUCGCAGAAGGAAAACCUCGACCACAAUCCUGUAGAUCCAAGCUGUGAAGUUCUUUGUUCUUACUGAAAGUAAAUUAAGCUAAAUUAGGGCCGUAGUUUCUACGAAUGUGGAGCUGGGUGAGGAAGGUUAAGGUCAUGCUGCUGGGAAGAGACGCUGCUUUAAUGUUUGAUGACCAGCAGCUUAGAUGUCGAAAGGCAACGCAUUCCUGUGAAAAACUCUAGGUUAUAGGUUACUGGAGGUAAAAGAGAAAAUAAAUACUUAUGUCAUAUAUGAAACAAUUAGAGGUAAAACUCAACUCAACUAAUCAAAUUAAAUAAAUCUGUUGGGGGUGGAAAAAGAAAUCAGA
Messenger RNA from Fundulus heteroclitus (mummichog), 2784 nucleotides. RefSeq names its product G protein-coupled receptor 37 like 1b (gene gpr37l1b). Gene Ontology annotation, cellular component: plasma membrane; signaling receptor complex. Gene Ontology annotation, biological process: adenylate cyclase-inhibiting G protein-coupled receptor signaling pathway; positive regulation of MAPK cascade. The transcript is spliced from 4 exons. The record is from RefSeq and is a predicted model, not a curated record. Lineage: Eukaryota; Metazoa; Chordata; Actinopteri; Cyprinodontiformes; Fundulidae. Bases 583 to 2145 code for a protein of 520 amino acids. Gene Ontology annotation, molecular function: G protein-coupled peptide receptor activity.